Hypoxylon trugodes is the source of this 2058-nucleotide messenger RNA. RefSeq lists its product as uncharacterized. The coding region runs from base 714 to 1934 and encodes 406 amino acids. NCBI's taxonomy places the organism in Eukaryota, Fungi, Ascomycota, Sordariomycetes, Xylariales, Hypoxylaceae. The record is from RefSeq and is a predicted model, not a curated record. The transcript has a single exon.
UCACACACCCAUCAUCGGGGGUACGUACCCAAGGACCUACCUGCCAAGGUACCUUACCUUUAGGCUAGGAUUAGGCGUCGCUGGGUCCCCCUUGUCACUUCUGGCAUACCCCUGCACGCCCCCCCGACAGUGAAAAAAACUUUUCGACCGUCUGUUGUUGGUGGUCCAAUAUCCUGUUAUUAUUAAACAAGGCCUCUUCGCCUGCCCAACCACCUCCGACGUUCACCUUUUCUACCAAGUUUGGCUUUUGCCAUUUUUUACUGACUCAUCACCUCAAUCGAAGACCAAAUUAUUAUUUGUAUUUGAUUUUUCCUCUCCCACGCGGGAUAAUAACUCUGGACUACAUAGAACGGUCCAGUUUCUUCCAGCACUUUCACCUUUCAGAGUCGACUACCAAUCGACUUUGAUGCCCAAUCCUCCUGGGGGAUAUAAACACCAAAUCUUGACAUGUUCUCUCAAAGAAGACGGUUUUCCUCUCCUCUUCCCACCGACCACAUACCAAGGUGACAGGUGUCCCUUCCUCCAGCGUCACGACACAGGCGCCAUUUAAUCAUUAUAAAGAAAAAUCAAAAGAAAAGCAUAUCACACAAUUUUUAUUAUUUUUUACAUUAUACCAUCGAGUCGCGACGGGGGCGACCACAGAAAAAAACAGGAGUUGAAUCGAAACCAUCGCACGACUACGGCGGAACAGCUUCGCGCAAGAGUCAGGCAGUAUGAGUUACGGGUCGCCAUACGGGACCCCUCUUCGAGGUGGUGAUGCGGGUUAUUUCUACGACGUACAGAGUCCCUCACCAACACCUUCGCCACGUCACUACCCAUUUUACCCAGCUCAGACCCCCCAGCGACCGGCUACCCGAGCUCACGUUCGUAACGCCAGCGCCAAUAUUCCCGACUUCCGACCGUCGACCGCUUUCUCGCCCCGGUACACAAGCACCGGCGAGUAUGCCACCGGCCCAAGCCCGAAUGUGAGUUCGCGAAAGCACAGUUUCUCAAUGGGGUCGCAUCAUACGCCUAGGCGCGAGCGUCGGAGCUCCUUCUCAUACCAUCGGGCCUCUCAUGGGGAUUCCGACGAGGACGAGUUUUUCGAGAUCGAUGGGGUCAGAUGCGUGUUGAUUGCGGAGUCCAAGAGUCGCAAGCGCAGAGAUUCUUUCUAUGCUGCUCCGGGACAUGGCACUGAUCACUACUACCGUUCGCAGGGCAUGCCGUCGUCGUUUUACGAGAAAGAGAGCCGCGAUUACCCACGUUACGAUGAGCCCCCAGCUCGUUCCGCCACGAGGGUCGGUCACCACACCCGCCGUCCGUCGGCAACCGCUGUGCCCAUCCAGCGCCCCGCCACCACGCGCCCUUCUAGUUCGCACAAGAAGAAGCCCGUCGCAUCCGGACCAAGGAAGGCCACGGAAGCAGAUGCUAAGAAGCACAAGAUACCACAAGGGUAUUCAUUGAAGAAUUGGGAUCCUACGGAAGAGCCCAUCAUGUUAUUAGGAAGUGUCUUCGACUCCAACUCAUUGGGGAAGUGGGUCUACGAUUGGACUGUACACUACCACGGCGCGGCUACUCCCAUCGCCGACGUCGCUGGUGAAUUAUGGGUUCUCCUCAUCCAACUCUCGGGCAAAAUAAAGCGCGCCGAAGAAGUUGUACCGGAUGUCAGGACCCAAGCGAAUAGAGAGAUGAUUGAGGAUUUCAUCGAGUCGGGUGAACGCCUCACCGACAAGCUUCGCAUUCUGCUGAAGAAGUGCGAAGCUCCUAUGCUCAAAUCCUCGAGGAGUAAGGAGGCGUCCCACCUCGGACAGAAUGCCGGAGUGGAGUUUGUUAAGACCAUUUUUGGUCGCGAGCGCGAACUUGAGCGCACAGAAGCUUUUAUGCAACAGGUCCGCCUUUGGAAUUUGCGGUUCGAUGCGAACUGCGACGAUAUCCUUAAGAGGCCCAAGCAAUAGAUAUUUGGACUUUAGGAUUUAUUCUUCCAGGACCUUUGCUACCUUUCCGUCGGACCAUCAGGACUCCGGACGGACUAUAUUACCAUUAGAAAAACUGAUUGGAGGAGAGAAGGAUGGCUACGCC